AUGUCUUUGUUGUUCUUUCUCCUUGCUUGUGUUUCCUUAAGAUAUUCCAACGCCUGGUUUGGUGGUAAUGAUUGUACGGAUCAGAGCGACUGCGUCUCUUGCACUAACCACAAAACUUGGUCGGGGGCAAAUUGUUGCUGGUGCCCAAAAGACAUGGCAUGCCAUGCUCAAGGCAGCUUGGUAAAUAAAUGCUCGCGAACGGAGAAUAUCGUUAACCUUGAUGACUGCGACAAGAUCGUGCAUGCUAAGUACGACAAAAACCUUGCGCACAAAAUGAUCUAUCUUUGCGCGUUAGCAUACUCUGACGAUGUGGCCAAGUACAUACCGAAAGCAAGCGAAGUGGACACAUUUCACCUUGUCAAGCAGGUUACAAAGCCAUGUUCAGGAGGCGCUCUUUGCUCUGGUUUUGUUGCUGUCUCUCACGCAGAAAAAGCCAUCGCUAUUGUAUUCCGUG
This is a messenger RNA of Paramuricea clavata, 454 nucleotides long. The record is from the annotation of a GenBank genome assembly. NCBI's taxonomy places the organism in Eukaryota, Metazoa, Cnidaria, Anthozoa, Malacalcyonacea, Plexauridae.